UUACAAUAGUAUUACAUGCCUACCCAACUUCAGCGUUUAGCGUUGAUUACAUAGAAGAUAGGUUACUUUCGGGUAGGAGUGGCGAGUAAAUGGCCGCUAUAGAUGUCGCCCUGGAGGACACUGCGGAAGAUGAGACCCUCGAGACCAGCUGACACGAAGUCCAAAUGACGCGUCGGAUGUCGCGGCUCUCGCGACGUGUCUCCACGAUGUGCUGGACGGGGACGAUGAACGGGUGGAUGCUGUGCGUCGUCAAUUCGAAGAAGUUCUAGGCGUCUACUCCGUUGGUGAAGCAUGGGAACUGUUCCGAGAGGAUUUCCAGCUCUCCCCGCUUCGCGCCGCCAUGGCACUGAGAGGGAAUGUACCGGGCCUUACCGUCUCGGACGCGAAAUCCCUCUUGUUCAAGAUCAAAACGGCAUCGGAGGGGGCCGUGGAGGAUCAGGGACACAGGGACGCGGAGACUGGCACCGUCGAGGACGCGGCGGAACUGUGGUCCCGAUGAGUGCACCAGCCGGCAUCACCGAAGCAGAGGAUGUGCCACCCCGCGUCAAGUCGCGUGGUGCUACUGGCGAGUUCAAAACAAACUGGUCAGAGCUUGGCGGUAUAGACCCAUAUGCAUGCUGCAUCAGCGGCGGCAUCAGGGGGUGGUUCAUCGGUGCUAAGACUGGCAACAUCGAGAAUAUUAUCAACCACGUCAAAACACGCCAGCACAUGAUGGCGUGCAAGCAAGAGACACAGCGGCUCACCCAGCAGGGUGGCCUUGUCGCGCGGCCCAUGCCACCACCUGGAGUGCGAGACGUCAGCUGUGCCUGGCCACCUGACAUGCGCAUGCAUCUAUAUGGCAUGUCGGACGAGGCGGCAGAGGAGGAGUAUCAGCGCCUCUACAGCCAGUUUCAGCACAGGCGCACACGUCGGCGAGAGCAGCAGCCCAAUGCCGUAGACAGUGGGCGCCGCAUCUUACCGUGCACUUCACCCACUCCUGCACCUGGAGCGCGCACCGUUGGUCCCAACAUGGAUCCGGAGGCACAGCGCAUCGUCAGCCCCGACGUGGCGACAUGGAUAUUAGCGAUAGCGAGUCUGGUGAGGGAGUCCAUAUGGUUCGAAGCGGAGGGGGUGGGAAUGUGCGCCUGUUUCUCUCCAGUGAGAGUCCGGAGUGGUUCACCCCACUGAGUAUCAUAGAGCUGGUGCGCGAGGUGUUCACUCCUGGCAGGAUCGACCUGGACCCAUGCUCGUCCGCGGCUGCUAACACACGUGUUGGGGCGACAGUGUAUUACGAUAUGGAAUCCGAUGGUCUGUUGGAGUGCAACGCGUGGAUGGGCAAUGUGUUUGUCAACCCGCCUUUUGGGGUGCAGGGUGGUGCAAGCUAUCAGAGCCUGUUUUUCCAGAGAUGCGCAACAGAGUACACGGCUGGUCACAUUCACCAAGCAGUACUGCUACUGAAAGCCGCUGUGGGUUAUGCGUGGUUUGAUGCCAUACUACAAUGGCCUGUCUGUUUUCUGCGCCAACGUUUGGCGGGUAGCCAAUCCACACGGAAGUGUCGUGGUUUACAUGGGCCCAGACGUGCAACGUUUUGUGUCAGUGUUUGGUUGUAUGGGCGGAAUACCGGGGGCGACUUCAUGGGCCAUGCCCCGCCCAACGGAGAGCUCGAUGGAUUAAGGCAUAGAUUGCAUAUGGCGAACAUAUUCUUCUCGGCAGACAUCUGCAUUUUCAUUUGUUUUCAAUGUAGCUCGUGGUACUGAGUUUAGCGGUUUAUCAGAGAUUUGUCAUUGUUUCCACCCGAACCUAUUCAUGCAAACGAGUGUUGUGGGAUAAACUGGACGGACUGUCGAUAAAGUGUGGUGGGAAAACAGUGGGACCUCGGCAGCUGACUUGACUGGGUAAUGCAGUCGUGGCCCUGAGUGCUUGCCUCCGGUAGUAGUAGUAGUGCCAGAGUACGGUAACCAGGUGUGCAAGUUUUUCCACUCCAUGUCGUGGGAUCGAAUCUAAUACACACAUGAGGCACUUGUAAGCGGUCCUCUUGC
This is a messenger RNA of Volvox carteri f. nagariensis, 2018 nucleotides long. RefSeq lists its product as uncharacterized. NCBI's taxonomy places the organism in Eukaryota, Viridiplantae, Chlorophyta, Chlorophyceae, Chlamydomonadales, Volvocaceae. The transcript is spliced from 5 exons. Bases 292 to 1167 code for a protein of 291 amino acids. The record is from RefSeq and is a predicted model, not a curated record.